AUGAUGAUGAAGAUGAAGACGCCUGAAAGUCUGAUGGAGUCUGAAUCAGAGAGAAUGGUCGGCACCGGGGAUCCUGCAGUGCAUGAUGGCAGCAUCAUCAUCAUCAUGUUCAUGUUCAUCUUCAUCAUGGCCAACCUAAUCAUCACCAUCUUCAUCGUCCUCGCCGCCUUUGUGGGCGGAGCCUCUGAACUGGCCUUCCUAAAAGAACCUAGUGAUGUCAUCGCGGUGAGGGACCGCCCCCUGCUGCUGGACUGCGAGGUGGAAGGGGAGGGGCCUAUUUCUGUGACCUGGCGACGCAACGGAGUUCCCGUGGCAACCGGCGUCAGGGCCACCGUGCUGGCCAAUGGGACGCUGCUGAUCAGAAACUUCUCCAAGAGGCGGGAAAGCAACGAGACGGACGCCGGCGAGUACGACUGCGCCGCACAGAACCGCUACGGCAUGCUGAUCAGCCGCAAGGCACGCGUUCAGCUGGCAUCUCUGCCGAAGUUCCUGUCUCACCCAGAGUCAGUGGUGGUGGAUGAAGGGGGCGUGGCCAGACUCACCUGUCAGGUGAAUGGAAUCCCAGAGGCCAACAUCACCUGGCAGAGAGACCGCCGCCCACUGAGCCAUGAGGACGCCAGGUACACUCUGCUGCCUAACGGCGUGCUGCAGAUCACCGGCGUUCGGCAGGCGGACAGCGGCGCUUACCGCUGCGUCGCCGCCAACAUCGCCAACACGCGCUACAGCCACGAGGCCCAGCUGUCCGUCACCGUUGCCGGGUCCAGGAUCUACCGGGAGCCCGUGAUCCUGUCUGGACCACAGAACCUCACCAUCACCGUCCACCAGACCGCCAUCCUGGAGUGCAUCGCCACGGGAAACCCCCGGCCCAUCGUGUCCUGGAGCCGCCUCGAUGGGCGCUCCAUCGGCGUGGAGGGGAUCCAGGUUCUCGGGACGGGGAACCUGAUGAUCUCAGACGCCUCGCUGCAGCACUCCGGCGUCUACGUCUGCUCGGCCAACCGGCCGGGGAGCCGCGCCCGCCGCACGGCGCUGGGCCGGCUGGUGGUGCAGGCUCCUCCGGAGUUUGUGCAGUGGCCGCAGUCUGCGUCUCGGCCAGCGGGGGGCAGCGCCGUGUUCAGCUGCACGGCGCAGGGCGUCCCGGAGCCGCACCUCAUCUGGCUGAAGAACGGCAAGAUCCUGACCCCCGGCGGCAACGUCAAGCUCACCAACAACAACACGACGCUGGCCAUAACACGCAUCACCCCUGAGGACGAGGCCAUCUACCAGUGCAUCGCGGAGAACAGCGCCGGCACCAACCAGGCCAGCGCCCGGCUCGCCAUCAGCCAGGGCGCCGAGCCGCCCGAGGCCCCUGCCGGCCUCAAGGCCACGCCCCUUUCUGCCAACGGCCUGCAGCUGACCUGGGAGCAGCCGCCCGAGCACGUCAGCCAGCACAUCAUCGGAUACGUCCUGCACAUCCGCCGGCUGGGCGAGCCGGACAGCCAGGAGCUGCAGGAGGCCGUCAGCAAGUCGACGUUCCAGCACGAGUUCUCCAACCUGGAGGCGGCGACCACCUACUCCAUCUACCUGAAGGCGUACUCGCCUCUGGGCGCCAGCCAGCAGUCCCACACCAUCAUCGCCACCACACUGGGAGGCGUCCCAGCGACUCCCAGUUUCUUCACCCGGGUUCUGAACCAGACGGCGAUGCAGGUUUACUGGGAGCUUCCCAGUAAGCCGGGGAAGGUGGAGGGCUUCAGGCUGCUCUACCAGGGGGUCUCCCACCCCGACCUCCAGGGGCAGGAAACCUUCCCAGGACACAUCAACACACACACCAUCUCCCACCUGGAGCCCGCCGCCGUCUACGAGCUGCAGCUGCUGGCCUUCAACGGGAACGGAGAGAGCCCGCCCACCAGGCGCCUGGUUUCUCUGGCCGAGGAAGACGCCGCCGCCGCCGCCGCAGGCGGUCCGACCUGUAACUGUGAUCAGGGUGUCGAGGGUUCGAUGCCCGGCCUGCUAAUCGGCAUCCACACCGGCCUGGCCUGCAUCCUCUUCUGCCUCCUCUUCCUCAUGCUGGGAUACCGCCACAGUUUGCUGUGCAGGAAGUCGGGCAGCUGGGAGGCUCCUGAGGCCCUGAGGCCCCGAACCCCGAAACACAGCCAGACCCCCGAGAGCCUGGAGCUCACGUCCCAGAGACAAGACUCCGCCCCCGCUCCAGUCAUGGUCAUGGUGGAACCGUCUCCCCCCGUCCGACAGGGCACAGGCACAGGCUAACCAGCACCUCCUCCUCCUCCUCCUCCUCCUCCUCUUCCUCCUCUUCCUCCUCCUCUUCCUCCUCCUCCUCCUCUUCCUCCUCCUCCCUGAAACCGGCGGGGCGGCGGCUCCUCUCCGGCUCUGCCUGCCAAAGCCUUACAGCCCGUUUUAGUGAAUUAGAUUUGAGAUUAAUUUUGAGAUUGAUAAGAAUGAUGAUGAUGAUGAUGAUGAUGAUGAGCUUGUCUGAGGACAUCCAGGGAGCAUCUUCUGCCACACGGAGACCAAACAAAACAAAACGACCUACAGAAACUUCCUGUCUGAAAGGUUUUUUUUCCAGUUUGGUUCAUGGAGGCCAAAAGGAUGUUUUGAGUUACCAUGGUUACCAAACAGGACAGGAAGUUUCGGUAACGACCUCUGGUUUAUAAGAUGAGGGAUUGAUAUCUAAGAUGUCCACAUGAUUUCCUGUCUCCUGAAACCAAAGCCGAGUGUUUUUAUUCACUUUCUGUUCCUGCGCCUUCGAUUUCGCCGUCACAUGAUCCGGUUCCCCUGUCGGCCAUGUUGGUCCCGCCGUGGUUCCCCGUGUGGCUUUAGAUGCUGAUGCUGUAACGUCCGGGAUGCUUCCUGAUGAAACCAAAACCUUUUUCUUCCCAGUUCAGCUGGGAGCAUUUGAGUUUGUCACCAGAGAUGCCGAGACACCGAGGCCUUCUGCCGGCCUGACCAGAGAGCGGCGCCGAGGGGGCGGGGCUGAUGCUGUUAGCUAACGGUUAGGCCCUGAUCCUCCUGAGGCCUGGAGCCAAAGGGAUUCUCUGGUCAGCCGGCGCACGCAGGGGGCGGAGUCUUGUUUCACGAGCUGGAAGAUGAAGCUCGGGCGACGUGUUCUCGUUCGCUCGGCUUUAGCCUCUCCCAGUGUGAUGGAGUUGAUUGUUUGUCUCACCACGUUAGCCUCAUGGCAGAGCGUCGCGUAGAGAGGAACCGAGUCUCAGCUGGUUGUCCAACCCUUUCUUCUUCUACUUCUUCGUCUUCCUCCUCCUCUUCUCCUCUGUCCUGUUCUACCUCUCUGCUCCCCUGCCAAAACUCUACCUCCAAAGAAAGCUACCUCAGCUCGACGCCACACGUCAGAGCUACCUGGGUAACCAUUUUGCCUCGUGCUGCUGGUCAAGCUAACCUACCUCAAAACCAAAAGGCUCCUCUGGUGCCACUUUGCUCUCUUUUCUACUUUUUGUGUGAAUGCCAGUGUCCCAUGCCAGUCUGUGCCCCGCCCUGUCCCUCGAACACACUUCCUGUCAGGAAACACAGGAAGUCUUGGACUUGGAACGCCGCUGGUCUGAACCUUCCCCCCUCUCCUGGAGAAUGGUCUGCUCCGUCUCAGUCUCCUGGAGGGGAAGAUGCCAGCUCGCCUUGCUCAUGUACCUCUGUCUGAUCCAUGACUGCCAGUUUCUGCCAGAACCCAGAACCCAGAACUCGUCCAUGAACUCGUCCAUUUUAAGCUCUCAAAUGAAUAUUUUGUUUUGUUAAUUAGUUUGCGGUCUAAAGACGUGAUGGGGUUUUCAGUUCAGACUCCAGAACAGGACCUUCUCGCGGAGCCGGGAGGUGUUUGUCUUCUGGACUGACCUGAGAUCUGUGGCGACGUGAGGAACAUCCACCGUCCGUCUGCGAAGAGGCAAUGAGGAACUGAGCAGCCAUGGACCGACUCUAGAUCCUGACGGAGAUGCGACAAGGCAGCAAGGUGUGGACAUGACAGACGUCCGUUCAUCUCAUCGGGACGUCCCGGCGUCUCCUGUCCAACUCGACUUGAAGUAUUGAUGUGUCUUUUUUCUGAGGCGGCUGUUUUCAUGAAGCUGGACGCCGUGCCUCUGCAGCGUUUUGUCAAAGAACUUUAAGCCCUCAUUUUGAAACUGACUGACCUCUUCUGUUUCCAAACUAAUUUCUGAGGUUUCCUCUCUGAGAUUCUUGUAAACAUACAGCACAAGUCCCUGUUUUGUGUAGAGUUCAACUGCAGUCAAACUUUCCAAAUAUUCUUUGAGAACCAACCUGAACGACGUCCAAAGAAGAGUAAGAGUUCCUGUUUUUCACAGUUCUCCUCGAUCUGUUUUGGUUCUGGUUCCUGUGUCAGAGGAACCGGAGCAGAGGAGCCGAUCAACAAACUAAACCAAAAGAAGAAUUCGGCUUCCUGCUCGUCUUCACUCUCACUGUGUUCCUCUGGCUGUGGAACUUUCCAUUUAAAGAAAAAAGAACAUUUCGAGAACAGAAUAUAUAUUUUCAUAUAUUGUUACAAGAUGACCUCUCUGUGUAAGAAUGAGUUUAAAAUAGCCAAAUAACUGUUUCCUGAAUGAUAGAAACACGAUAACCAAAUGCCUCCUACAGAUUCUAACAUAGAGACUGAAGAUAAUAUUUGAUUUGCUUUUAUUCUGUUUCAGUCGGAACGUCUUCAGAGCGCCGCGUUCCCCGACACGCCCACAGAGACCUCGAGGACUUUUCACCAUAAAAACAAAUUCUCAUUUCUGUCGGGGCUCAGAUCUCAUCUCUGUUCUCCGGAACUGGAACCCAAACUUUAAAAUGCGUUCUGUCAAACUGAGUCAAUGCAAAUCCUCUUCCUAUUGAUUUGAAUGGAGUCCUACAGGAAGCCAAUGGGAUCUGUCCUCAGGAUGUUUUCUGCUUCCUGUUUGAAAUGCUGUAAAUUCAAAUAUUCAGCUAUGACAGUGGCAGAAACAGGCAGGAAGUUUCCAGAAACAAACACACCUGAAUGUCCUCGAGGUCAAAGGUCAGCUGUUGGGGGCCGUGGCGCCGACUUCCUGUCUCCUGAUGAUUCUGUUUGUAUUCCUACAACAACAAAACAAAAAACUUUGGGGAAAAAGUUUUUUUAUGAUAAUUUUGGCUGUUCUUUUUCUAGAACUUCUUUCAUUUCAUUAUUUUUUCCCCGUCGCUGCCCUCUGGUGGUAGAAAAAGGGAAAUUCUGCCAAAAUGAAGACCUACCGUUCUUUUGUUUUUAAAAUGUUAUUAUUAUUGGUAUUAUAUUAUAAUUAUUUCCAUGUUAUUCCCUUCCCCUUCGAUUUCCCUAUAGUUUGAGUUAUUAUUUUCAUCUUGUAGUUGAAUGAUGUGUAAAUGUUUCUAGGAUUUGAGAAAUGUCGGCAGGAGGCGGAGCAGAAAGCAGCUGAUUGGUCCAGAUGGACUCUUGCCAUGUUUAAUAAGCCAUAGAUUUAAAUUCUAAGCCAUAUUCUACACAGCCUCACUUUGAGACCGGCUGCAACGUACGCAGUCAGAAAUAUUAUCGUUUCCCCCGCAGGAAGUGCGACAGACACGACGACGUGCACGCUCAGCGAAAACUGACGCCGUCGACAGUAACGUCGACACCGAAACGUCAGUUUAGGUGAAAUGUUCCUUUUCUCACCUCUGACAGGAAGUAAGUUGGCGAACAAACUAAAUUCUUGAACAAAUUUACUUCUGUCAAAAACAUGAUGAGCGAGACAGAUGAGUAAAACCUUUCAAAAUAAACUCCCGGCCAUGUCUGGGUUUCAGGAGCAUUCAAGAUUAAAACUUUUGAAAAAAACUGCGAGCGUCGUCCGGGGGAAACGUUUUAUUCCUUUACACAGAUUAUGCUGCUCUGGUAGUUACACACUGUUUACAGAGUAUUUAAAGACUAUUUACUGAUACAGAUUAUUUCCAGAUUAUCUACAGAUUAUUUACAGACUGUGUACAGAUUAUUUCUAGAUUAUGUUAUUAACUCUUAUUACUAUAUUAUUUACAGGCUGUUUCCAUCCAGCAUUUCCAGAUUAUCUACAUGUUAUUUCCAUAUUAUCUUCAGAUUAUUUCGAGGUUAUUUUCAGUUUAUUCCUGGACAGUCGUGGCCCGCCUCUCCCUGUUGACGCCGAGUAGAAAACAGUCGAGACGUAGAGAACGUAGAGAACCAAGGCUAGAACCAAUGAGAAAAGCGAUGCUUUAAUGUUUAAAAAUAUUCUUUUCUCUGAAACAUUUUUUGUUUGACGCGUCA
Molecule: messenger RNA, 6211 nt
Organism: Myripristis murdjan (pinecone soldierfish)
Lineage: Eukaryota; Metazoa; Chordata; Actinopteri; Holocentriformes; Holocentridae
Product: immunoglobulin superfamily DCC subclass member 3-like
Exons: 15
Coding region: 1-2244 (747 amino acids)
Biological process (GO): cell-cell adhesion
Molecular function (GO): protein binding
Source: RefSeq, a predicted model, not a curated record